UUCCUCGCAAGCUGCAGCUUUUGGCGUUGGACGCAAUGAUUCGCAGCAUCAACUUGCGACGCUGUACGGCAAGAUGCCGUCGAAUAUUCGCAUGUCACUACCGUUCCCUUUCCGCAAUCCCUCGACCAGCCGCCAUGCCAAGUUCUAAAGGCUGGACUAUCCUCGGCGUCGUCCUUCCGCUCCCACUUUUGCUCAUAUCACAAGAUCGCUGGCUAGAGUGUUCACCAACAUUCAACGGGGUCCCUGUAGCAGCGACAUUCCUCAUGCACCAAGCGCUCCCAAGGUUCGAGAAGAAAUUCCCUGGUCUCGAAAUCUCGGCCGUCUACGAUGCCAACCGGCCAGAGGAAUACAAAUAUGAGGAAACUGGACUGUUCAGUUCUCUGAUGCCUUCGCAUGCAAUCGUCGAGGUACCUGUGUUUGAGAAGCUGUCUGAGACGGAGGAGGCGAAAUUGGGAGUAUCGGGUAUAAGGAAAAAGCCCGUGGGAAGAGUACAGUUGAAGGGCACCUGUAGUAUUGGAUGUGCAAAGGUAGAGUUGACGGAAAUAAGAGUGUUCAAGAAUAAUGGACAAGUUGUAUGGGAAUGGAAGAAGAAGGGUGCUUGAAGUGCUUUAUGAAGCAUGCCGUUUAUGUAUUUAGUUGGCAAACAUGUGAGGGCUGAUCUCAAGGGAAUCCCAGGCAGGAUGGUCAUCCUCCAUCAUACUCGUUUGAUACAAAAUUCCACGCAGAACAAUAGAUGAAAUAAUUAGAUUUAUACAUUCAGAACGGCGCUUAAGCACUCCCUUUCCCUUUGGCCUUGCCCUUGGCCAUUUCCAUCGCCUCUUCCACGCUCAUCGGA
Spizellomyces punctatus DAOM BR117 is the source of this 835-nucleotide messenger RNA. RefSeq lists its product as uncharacterized. NCBI's taxonomy places the organism in Eukaryota, Fungi, Chytridiomycota, Chytridiomycetes, Spizellomycetales, Spizellomycetaceae. The record is from RefSeq and is a predicted model, not a curated record. The coding region runs from base 36 to 602 and encodes 188 amino acids. The transcript has a single exon.